UUGGACUCAGAAAAUACUCUGAAGGAUGGAAAUCAGCAUCACGUGUGCCCAGCGGUUGAGGUCCAGCGAGCUCUGACUGAGGAUUUCAAAUCAGACCAGCGGUGCUCCAUGUCCGAUUUGGAAAUUAUGAAGAGUAAGGGAGGACAAACCUCCAAGACCCCACCGACUCCACGGGUGGAGCUACUCAGUUCCUCCAAAGUAAAAGACCGCACGCAGCACGUCACAGAGAAGGUUACACAGGUCCUCUCCUUGGAGUCUGACGUCCUUCCUGAAUGGAAACUCCAGGUUCCAGAGACAACAUGGCUGAUCUUACUUCACUACAGCCCCUUCAAGGCUUUCUGGGACUGGAUCAUCCUCCUGCUGGUCCUCUACACCGCCGUUUUCACGCCCUACUCGGCCGCUUUCCUGCUGGACGAACACGGGGAUAUCCAUCAGAGGAGCUGCGGCUACACAUGUGACCCUCUAAACAUGGUGGAUCUGAUGGUGGAUGUCCUGUUCAUUGUGGACAUCAUCAUCAAUUUCCGGACCACCUACGUGAACCUCAACGAUGAGGUGGUCACCCAGCCGAGCCACAUCGCCAAACAUUACAUCAAAGGGUGGUUCCCCAUCGAUCUGUUUGCUGCCAUACCGUUUGACCUCCUCAUAUUCAGAUCCGGGUCUGACGAGAUGGCGACGUUGAUCGGUCUGUUGAAGACGGCCCGCUUGCUACGUCUGGUCCGUGUGGCCCGAAAGUUGGACCGCUAUUCUGAGUAUGGGGCUGCCGUCCUCUUCUUGUUAAUGUGCACCUUUGUUCUCAUCGCCCACUGGCUGGCAUGUAUCUGGUACGCCAUCGGCUUUGUGGAGAGGCCGUACACUGAGACGGGCUGGCUGGACAACCUGGCGGAACAACUGGGCAAAGCUUACAAUGACAGCGACUCCAAAUCUGGUCCGUCCAUCAAGGACAAGUAUGUGACAGCACUGUACUUCACCUUCAGCAGCCUGACCAGCGUGGGCUUCGGAAAUGUCUCCCCCAACACCAACUCCGAGAAGAUCUUCUCCAUCUGCGUCAUGGUCAUUGGCUCGCUCAUGUACGCCAGCAUAUUUGGGAAUGUGUCAGCCAUUAUCCAGCGGCUGUACUCUGGCACCACCCGCUACCACACCCAGAUGCUGCGCGUGAAGGAGUUUAUCCGAUUCCACCAAAUCCCCGGUGGCCUCCGUCAGCGGCUGGAGGAGUACUUCCAGCACGCCUGGUCCUACACCAAUGGCAUCGACAUGAACGCUGUUCUGAAGGGAUUUCCGGAGUGCUUGCAGGCUGACAUUUGUCUGCACCUAAACCGAUCUCUGCUGCAGAACUGUGCAGCAUUUCGGGGGGGCAGUCAGGCGUGUCUGCGGGCCUUGUCUAUUAGGUUUAAGACAGUCCACUCCCCCCCCGGGGACACCCUGAUCCACUGUGGAGACAUCCUAGACUCUCUAUUCUUCAUCUCCAGAGGGUCCAUCCAGGUCAUCAGGGACGAUGUGGUGGUCGCCAUACUGGAUAAGAACGACAUCUUCGGGGAACCCAUCCACCUGUACGAUGAGCCGGGGAAGUCGAACUCGGACGUGCAGGCCAUCACAUACUGCGACCUGCACCGCAUCAUGAGGGACGACCUGAUGGAGGUCCUGGAAAUCUACCCUGCCUUUGCAGACAACUUCUGGGGGAACCUGGAGAUCACCUGCAACCUGAGAGAAGUCCCUCCAACAAAAACACCAGAGGACUCUGGUGAUGACUGCGGCCUUCGCAGCAGAUCGAGACACAGAGGACACACGCUGGACUGCCGAAUCAGACCAGACGGGAUGGACCGUGACGAGUCGUAUCCGGUUCGGUCAUUUCGCAAUGGUAACUCUGCCCCUCAAGCCCACUGGGACGACUGCUGCAGCUGCGGAUCCCAGUGCUCCCAGUCCAGCGAGGACUUGAACGAGCCCCUGGUUCAGGGUAACAAAGUAGAACUGUACCCUCCAGAAGAAGGCAGGAUGGAGUACUCCCCCUCCGCCUCUGUGAUGAGACUGCUGCCCCCUGGUGGCAGCUCAGUGGAGAGGGAGGCCACGCUGGAAAGAACCCACCAAGCGUCAUCUUUGAACGUGACUGGAAUGUAUCGGUACUGGUCCAACCAGCGGCCGGCGCGGCUCUCCAAUCGAACCUGGCGAUCGUCAUCUGUACGGGAUUCGUACCCCCCACCCCCCCUCACAGAGGAAAGGCCCAGUGAGCUGGGCUCACGGCUGGAAUUGUUACAGUCACAGCUAAACAGACUGGAGACCCGUAUGACAGCUGACAUAAACGUCAUCCUGCAGCUACUCCAGAGACAAAUUGCCCCAGUUCCCCCUGCAUACAGCACCGUCUCCGUCUCCGCCGGCACCCUCGCCACCGACUCGCCGGGCCUGUAUGGCUCCAGAGCGCCACCGGGAAUACACGCCAUGUACAGCAUCACUCCCCUGCCGACCGAUGGACGGCCCUCAGUACAGAACUCUGCCCAACUGGACCUCAAAUUCCCCACCAAGUCCCAGGAGUCUUUGUCCAGCAGCGUCCACGUCAACCCAACGUCAGUCGGCACCACGCACACAUCUGUUAUGCCGGAGACGGCGACCCGCGAGUGCCUGGCCCCGCGGCUUCUCCGGCCAGCCGUCAAACUGAGUGGGGGCCUUCGGUUCCCUUCUCUACCCGGAAACCUGGACCUCCCCUCAGGCCUCACCGAAAUCCAGAGGCACCUCUCAGACCCGGUGCUGCCCGUCACCUGAGGACUGGGGCGGCACGGCAUCGUGAUUUUUUUUUUUUAAUACAAAGAGAAUGCAAUGAACAGUUUUACAUUUCCCACAAUUCACUGAUGCACUUAACUAGGACAGGGUUGGUAUUUUGCUCAGCGGCACAUCAGCGGGGAUCAAACUUGUGGCAUUCUUGUUACAGGACAGUCUUUACCUUCCAGGUAAUACAGUGACCAGACUGCGUGGGAGGAGGUUUUACCUGCUCUGAUUCUCCCUUCUUUUUUUUUUUUACCCCCUUUUUCUCCCCGAUUAUACUUGGCCAAUUACCCCACUCUUCCAAGCCGUCCCGGUUGCUGCUCCACCCCCCCGGGGAGGGCUGCAGACUACCACAUGCCUCCUCCGAUACAUGUGGAGUCGCAAGCCGCUUCUUUUCACCUGACAGUGAAGAGUUUCACCAGGGGGACGUAGCGCAUGGGAGGAUCACACUAUUCCCCACAGUUCCCCUCCCCCAAAAACAGAUGCCCUGACCGACCAGAGGAGGCGCUAGUGCAGCAACCAGGACACAUACCCACAUCUGGCUUCCCGCCCGCAGACACGGCCAAUUGUGUCUGUAGGGAUGCCCGACCAUGCCGUAGGUAACACGGGGAUUCGAACAGACGAUCCCCGUUUUGGUAGGCAACGGAGUAGACCGCUAUGCUACCCGGACGCCUGAUUCUCUCAUCUCAUUUUUAAACUGUCCCACUGAGCACAAACUCAAAACCAGACUGGAUGAGGUACGGUGGCCUGUAAGGACCUCUUCUUCAGGGUCUAUUAGUGCAGAAACAACAGAGGUUUUCACCUUUCGGAAAAUGUUGAAACGAGCACCCUGUAAUUUAAAAAGUUCAACAAAGUACUCAUGAAAGCCUGGACACAUUAGGGUUUAAAAAACUGAAAAUGAAUGUAGCUCACAUUUACCAGCUAUAUUGUCUUAUACUGAAGGUAGGAAAGUUCCUCAGUCACCCCCACCCCCCAUUCCUCAGUCAACCCCACUGAAUGUAAAAUGAGCUGUGAUCCUCAGAUAAUCCUUUUUCACCCUAAGUUUACAGGAAGUGUUGUUUAAAUCUAAUUAUCCAUCUGAUAUUAACUCUUACACUGUAGACUCGUGUAAGUGAAACGCUAACUACCGUCUUGACAUAAAACCAUUCUCUAUUGGUUUAUCAGACGAAUAACUGUUUAUUUUGUAUAAAAUCAAACCGACCGAUAUAAUGAAUAAAACAGCUGUUCCUAAAAUUAAACAAAUCUGUAUUUUUAUGAAGGAGUGCGUAUAAGGCUACAGUAAAUUACAUGGUGACUUGUGUGUAAUUUGACAGGUGUGAUUGCAACCUAUUUAUAUCACAGUGAUCUCAGUGACAUAAAUAAAUCUGACGGUACAAAGCAGGGAGUGAAAAACACGGUCAUUCACUUUGGUUUAAAUCUGUCUACGAUGUUUCUACAAAACUUCUGAAAAAAGGUGAGGAAGGAUAACACAACUGGUUAUACAAUAGUUAAGCAAGUGCCCUAAAUGGCUUAUAGAAACAUAAACAUCUACCAAGUCGACCAGUUUAUAUCAAACAUCAUGCUGGAAGUCAGGCGUGGAAAAAUAUGACCGCCG
Lampris incognitus (smalleye Pacific opah) is the source of this 4345-nucleotide messenger RNA. Its product is annotated as potassium voltage-gated channel subfamily H member 6-like. The transcript is spliced from 12 exons. The coding region runs from base 109 to 2751 and encodes 880 amino acids. The record is from RefSeq and is a predicted model, not a curated record. Lineage: Eukaryota; Metazoa; Chordata; Actinopteri; Lampriformes; Lampridae. Gene Ontology annotation, cellular component: membrane. Gene Ontology annotation, biological process: regulation of ventricular cardiac muscle cell membrane repolarization; potassium ion transmembrane transport; membrane repolarization during action potential. Gene Ontology annotation, molecular function: inward rectifier potassium channel activity.